Myripristis murdjan (pinecone soldierfish) is the source of this 3463-nucleotide messenger RNA. It is a transcript of the gene chkb, whose product is annotated as choline kinase beta. The coding region runs from base 92 to 1546 and encodes 484 amino acids. Gene Ontology annotation, cellular component: cytoplasm. Gene Ontology annotation, biological process: CDP-choline pathway; phosphatidylethanolamine biosynthetic process. Lineage: Eukaryota; Metazoa; Chordata; Actinopteri; Holocentriformes; Holocentridae. The transcript is spliced from 11 exons. The record is from RefSeq and is a predicted model, not a curated record. Gene Ontology annotation, molecular function: choline kinase activity; ethanolamine kinase activity.
ACACAACAGCCGCUGACCGUGCAAGCAAGGAAGAGGAGGACCUGUCCAGUGAUUGCGUUAUUAUAAGUGCCGGUAUUACUAUACCCCUUCAAUGCGAUUCAGACCUUCCAGCUAUGUCAGGCUAUUCCGGUUAGCUAGCUUUACCAACGACCCGCAUUUGACAGCAAGUUCCGGUCGUUUACAGGCGAGGUUUCGGUCCGGCCAUCCUUCGCUGUUCGCCAGGAAACUCAGCAUGCAGAGCGGUCAAAAUGUGAGUCACGGCGUGGGGGGUCCGGGCAAAACAAACCCACCGGGGGGGCUCAGCAACAUCCCCACUCUUAGGACAGAAGACACCGGUCCUCCGCUGGAAAAGAAAAGGAUAGCGGACACUCUUGUUCCCGUCAACGCGUGCAACUUACGGGCCCCGAGCCCCCAUGCGGGCAGCAACAGCGGGGACGACUCCGAGGCAGAGUCGUACCGGGACGGGCGGACCGAGGUGGUCGACCGGGACACCAAGGCCAGGGCGUUCGCCUGGUGUCGAGACUUUCUGUCCGGGUCGUGGAAGACCAUCCCAGAGGCUGAUUUCCAGAUUAGCAUCGUCAGUGGUGGGCUGAGUAAUCUGCUGUUCAUGUGCAGUUUGCCUGACCAUGUCCACUCCAUGGGGGAGGAACCUCGCAUGGUGCUGCUCCGAGUCUAUGGGGCCAUCCUACAGGGAGUGGACUCUCUGGUGUUGGAGAGUGUGAUGUUUGCAAUCCUGGCAGAACGAACUUUAGGGCCAAAGCUGUAUGGCAUCUUUCCCGAGGGACGCUUAGAACAGUACCUUCCGAAUACACGAAUGCGCACAGAUCAACUUUCGGAUGCAUCCAUCUCAGCUGAGAUAGCUGUCAAGCUGGCUCGUUUUCACACAAUGGUGAUGCCCUUUAACAAAGAGCCCAAGUGGCUGUUUGGGACCAUUGACAAAUACAUGGAUCAAGUGAUGAAGCUUAAAUUUACACGGGAAACACAUGUGAAAAAGUACAACAACCUUAUGAAGUUGGACCUGCCUGCUGAACUGGAGAGCCUGCGUGCGUUGCUGGCAGCGACUCCCUCGCCGGUGGUUUUCUGUCACAAUGAUGUCCAGGAAGGCAACAUACUUAUGCUGGAAGACAGAGAGGACACCUCACCAGAGAGACUCAUGCUCAUCGACUUUGAGUACAGCAGUUACAACUACAGGGGCUUUGAUUUUGGGAACCACUUCUGUGAGUGGAUGUAUGAUUACACCUACAACCAGUGGCCCUUCUACAAGGCCACACCAGGGGACUACCCCACCAGAGAGCAGCAGCUCCAUUUUAUCCGCAGUUAUUUGAUGGAACAAAGAAAAGACUCGGAGAAUUCCACGCAGGAGGACCAGACGCAGGUGGAAGAGGAGAUGAUAAUUGAAGCAAACAGGUAUGCAUUAGCGUCGCACUUCCUCUGGGGGCUCUGGUCCAUCAUCCAAGCCAAGAUCUCAAAGAUUGAGUUUGGAUACAUGGACUAUGCCCAGUGUCGCUUUGAUGCCUACUUCAAGCAAAAAAAACUCUUCUCCUAAAUUCCACCUCUUGUCUCUGAGAAUGUCCUGUCGUUUUAAACAAUCCUCAUCAUUCUUCAAGUACAUUUCUUUUUAGUUUGAGUUCAACUUUGACAUUUUCAGCUUGUAGUACUGAAAAACACCAAUACUAUGCACCCCUGCUUUUGACAAGAAACAGAAUGACAACUAAUGAAAGGCAUUCAUCCACUUACGAAUGUAAUGCACGAGUACAAACCUAGUGCAUAGGUAAUGUAGAGCACUUAACCCCCAUUUUGAGAAACCAGUGCAGUGCCCGUUCAAAAGGGGCCUGUCCAGAAUGGGCCGAUGACAACCGCUCAUCCAAACAGCUUCACAGUCGACACUGCACUUCUUUGGGUCCUCAGCAAUAUCAUGUGUGGAGCUGAUUGGAUGAACAGUUGUCAAGAUAAUUGAAGGACUGACAGACAUACAGACAGACAGAGAUUCCUUCCAUUUUCUCUAGGUUAGAAUCACUAAUAACAAUGAUAACGCUUCAUUUAACGCAUUUUAACACAGUUUUUAGGAGUUACCGACUUCAUGAUGUCACCAACAUUUUUUAUUUUAUAGCCACCAUAUUAUUUAUAUGGUAUGUACACUUUCCUUCGGACCACUUCAAAUCAAGGGGCCAAAGAAACGUCCUUGUACUUGGUAGUGUUUACUCUUGAGUGUGUUCUCUGUGCACGAGAUCAGUGAUAGGAGUCUAACGCAGCUUGCCAGAGAGUUAUGUCUGUUAGCAUCUCACAUCAUACCUCUUCCUGUAAUAAUCAUUGCUUCAGUAUACGUAACCCAGACUUGAGUGCAGCGUGUAAAUCUUUGCACAAGUCGAUCUUUGCAUUAGUGAUUUUUUAGUCAUACUACCUCAUUUCUCUGCUCUAAUGUUCAGUGUGCAGUCGGGUGCAUUGAUGGCAGCGUCACUGACUUUUAACGGUGUUCUGUCGGGAAGAAGUGAACUGUGAACAUUCUUGCAUAACUACUCCAUACCUUAACUCCUUAACUUACAGCAUAGGUAUGUACUUGCAUUUUUUUAGAGCUUGUGAAAAUGUUUCUCGCAAAUUGUCAUUUAAAAGUCCAGUAAAGUUAACUUGAAGGGUUCCCUUAAUUUAGCAAAUUCUUCUAUGAGGGCUAUUUUAUACAGUAUCACUGUACACAACAAAGCUGUUUAUCUAACCAUUAGAACCAUAGCAAAAUGUAAGGUGGUUUUAGAUUAGUGCUACUGGAUCUUUUCAGCACUAUAGAUGUAUUUUCUGUUAAAACAUUUUUUCUACUGUACCAUUAAUUACUCAUACUCUGUGUUGUUUUCUUAUCUUUUGUCUUCUGUUGUCUUUCUUGAUCUCAUUUGAAAAUUUUGAGAGCUUUUCCUGUUCUUUCAUUUUAUACCAAUAACGGUAACUUGGUCUAUGUGAACAUAACAUAUUUACAUGUAUUAGUCUAACUGAAAUGUCCAUUUGGCACAUGCAUGUUUAGCACAAGACAACAACAAAACAUCAACCUAAACUGCAUGCCUUGAAGAUCUAACAAUGACUGAAAAUGACAAAAUGACCUGUUGGCAGUCAUUUGAACAAGAAGUGGACUUUAGCUGCUUUUCCCAGAGUCUUUGUGUUUUGUGUUUGUUUCUUUGGUGUUGUUUUGUGUGUUUACUGAGACUAUCUUUAUUCUGUGUUAGAUGAAAUGCACUGCCAUUAUUAACGUCUUGUUAUGUUUAUUUACACGAAGCAGCAUCGGUUAUCUCAUCAAAAUUGUUAGAUGCUUGACUGUGCCUCAUAAAUAGCUGCAACUGUUUCUAAAAGACUGUUUUUCCCAUUACAUUUUCAUUCUUUUAAAACUUUUUGCACCAUGCUCUCUAUUUUGUUCAUCCUUUUUGCACUACUUGGAACGUAUUGUAAUUUAAUAGCUAAUAAACAUACAUCCUGUGAAACUGUA